Molecule: messenger RNA, 1348 nt
Organism: Nerophis lumbriciformis (worm pipefish)
Lineage: Eukaryota; Metazoa; Chordata; Actinopteri; Syngnathiformes; Syngnathidae
Gene: gtf2b
Product: general transcription factor IIB
Biological process (GO): protein acetylation; transcription initiation at RNA polymerase II promoter; RNA polymerase II preinitiation complex assembly
Cellular component (GO): transcription preinitiation complex; nucleus
Molecular function (GO): TBP-class protein binding; acetyltransferase activity; RNA polymerase II general transcription initiation factor activity
Source: RefSeq, a predicted model, not a curated record
UGUUUCUUUGACAGUCAGAGUCGGUUGUGCAAUGGCGUCGACAAGCCGUGGAGAUGGGUUGACUCUGCCCCGAGUUCAGUGUCCCAACCACCCCGAUGCCAUCUUGGUGGAGGACUACCGUGCAGGGGACAUGAUCUGCCCUGAAUGUGGCCUUGUAGUAGGUGAUCGAGUGAUUGACGUUGGCUCCGAGUGGAGGACGUUCUCCAACGAGAAAGCCCUCAAAGACCCGUCCAGGGUGGGAGACGCUCAGAACACGCUGCUGAAUGGAGGAGACCUCACCACCAUGAUCAGCAAGGGCACAGGUGCUGCUAGUUUCGAUGAGUUUGGCAACUCCAAGUACCAGAACCGUCGCACCAUGAGCAGCUCCGACCGGGCCAUGCUGAACGCCUUCAAGGAAAUCACCACCAUGGCGGACCGCAUCAACCUGCCCAGGAACAUCAUCGAUAGAACCAAUAACCUUUUCAAGCAAGUUUAUGAACAGAAAAGCCUGAAAGGGCGAGCAAAUGACGCCAUCGCAUCGGCUUGUCUCUACAUCGCCUGCAGACAGGAGGGUGUCCCGAGGACCUUUAAAGAGAUCUGUGCCGUGUCCCGCAUCUCCAAGAAGGAGAUCGGCAGGUGCUUCAAGCUGAUCCUCAAGGCCCUGGAGACCAGCGUGGACCUCAUCACCACAGGAGACUUCAUGUCCCGCUUCUGCUCCAACCUGGGCUUGCCAAAGCAGGUGCAGAUGGCCGCCACCUACAUCGCCAUGAAGGCCGUGGAGCUGGACCUGGUGCCCGGGAGGAGCCCCAUCUCUGUGGCCGCCGCCGCCAUCUACAUGGCCUCCCAGGCCUCGGCAGACAAGAAGACCCAGAAGGAAAUCGGCGACAUCGCCGGCGUCGCCGACGUUACAAUCCGACAGUCAUAUCGACUCAUCUACCCUCGUGCCGCCGAACUUUUCCCUCCAGACUUCAAAUUCGACACACCUGUGGACAAACUUCCACUCCUGUGAAAACUCAGCAGCACUUCUGCUGUUCUUUGGAAAUUUUUUUCAUCUUUUUGUUGGUUUUGGAAGAUUUUUCCUGUCCCUAAGAUUUCAAGCCUUUGACAGGCACCCCCCCCCCCACACUCAAGAAAGAUGGACACACAUUCCAGUCAUCAUGAAUGGACCCUCACCUACUCUAUGUAUGUGCGUGCGUGUGUGUGUUUGUAUACACACACACACACACAGAACUGAUGCUUGCAAUUUUAGGCUGCUUUCAUAUUUGUAUACAUAAAACAUUCUUUUGUAGAAAAAGGAGCUGUUCUAUUUUGUUAGUUUGUUUGAACUGUAUUAAGUAAUUUAAAAAUAAAACUUUUCAUUGGAAACAAA